AUGCUGGCUUCGUUCUUUGUCUUCUUCUUCACCUUACUCUUCCGACCUUACGUGACUCUCAGUCUUGCCAUCCAUCCCAUCUUUCCUUCAAACAACACCAGCAACAACGACAACAGCAAUAAAAUGGAUAAGGGGUUGCUUCAUUCUGUCAAUUGGAUUGACUUCAGCCGAACCGAGGAAGAUAGUAUGACAGUGGUCGACCAGACAACAUGUCUCGAAGGCAGCGACAGCAUGGUUGAGAUAGAAGGGGAUGCGAGCCCCUAUUUGCCAUGGAGGGAUGAUCAGACUCCAGAGGACAUUUUCGACAUCGAAGCAUAUUCAUCUGACAUGCAGUCAGAAUCAUCGGAACAUGUACAAGGCCACACAUAUUGUCAGUCUCUGUCAUCUACGAACACCGAAGACGUACAGAAAAGAAGGAAUGCACCACUCAUCGCCCAUGCUGGAACAAGAUAG
Messenger RNA from Truncatella angustata, 453 nucleotides. RefSeq lists its product as uncharacterized. NCBI's taxonomy places the organism in Eukaryota, Fungi, Ascomycota, Sordariomycetes, Amphisphaeriales, Sporocadaceae. The coding region runs from base 1 to 453 and encodes 150 amino acids. The transcript has a single exon. The record is from RefSeq and is a predicted model, not a curated record.